Cladocopium goreaui is the source of this 5367-nucleotide messenger RNA. Lineage: Eukaryota; Dinophyceae; Suessiales; Symbiodiniaceae. The record is from the annotation of a GenBank genome assembly.
AUGCAAUGCAGAUUGACGGACAUCAAGGGCGCCAUCGAGAGCAAACGAACCUUCAGUACCUUGGGCUCAGAAUGGGAAAACAAGCUGCUUGCUGCAUCUUGGGGCUGUGCGCCCCGCUUUCAUGGUAGCGGAGCCUUCGGGCUUAGCACUCUGCGGUUAGACCCGCGGGUGCUGCUGGCUGCGGAUUGCCCCGCGCCAGCAGUUGGUUGCGGGUCAGCCCCGCACCAACAAACCCGCACUGGCAAGACGGCUCCUAAGAAGAAGCCGAACAAGCGUGGGAAGCGCUCGGCAGAGCGCACUGAGGCCCGGCAACAAAGGGGCCAAGAAAGAAGGAGGCUCGCCCAACAGGAGCGGGUCGAGACGAGUUAUCCCGAACUGGUAGGGGGAGCCAGUUCAUCUCGGGAAGCCCCCACUAGGACGGUUGUCGUAGAGGACACAACCGGCCCGAAGCCAAGAGUAAGAAGGACUCCCAGAAAGAGGGUCAGAGAAGAAGGGGGUGUACGAGUGAAACGCCUGGGUGUCACCCUCAUCAACCUAAGGGAGCGGGAAGCACCGCCCCUUAGACUCAGGUCAGUUGCAAGGGCCGGGACAGGUGCCAAACUCAGGUCAGCUCCAAGACAGGAACAACAUAGAAGGCAGGUUCGUGAGAACUACGCCGAGGGUGCCAAGGCGAUCCAAGCAGCAAGAGGAGUCUGGCAUCAAAGGAGGUUUGCCCAACGAGUUCAGCUGACAAGGAGCAUUCGAGCUCUUACACCAAGAGGCACCGUCGGAGAACAGGUGCGCAGGCAACUUUCUGAGGAGUGCUCGAGUUGUGACGAGCGUACCAAGAAGAACAGACCAGAAGCUGCAAAGUUUGCCAACAAAAGGCUCAAGAGGUUGACCUUUGUCCCUGUCAAGCCUGAGUUGACACCGCUAUUGCAGAAGUACCACGUUCCAACGACCAAGAAAGCUAAGAAGAAGGUGGUUGAAGAGGACGACGAGCCGGACACCACCAACCCUGUGAAUAAGAAGAAAGAUGGACCCCCAGAUCAAUCAGAUGGAGAUGGGGACAGCCCAGAUUGGGGAGCAGAUGACAGCUCUGAGAGGGCACGUGCAAUCUCCAUCAACACAGUUGAGGAGGUGCCCAGGAAUUCUAGCGCAAACGCCGCUAGUUCCUCAGGUUUUGGAAUUGUGGACACCAGAACCUUGGGGAAACCAGAAGUAUUCAAAGGGGAUGCAACAGAGUUCCCCGAUUGGUGUUUCAUCUUCAGGUCAUACAUGUCUUGCAUCAACGUUGCAUACAAUGACCUGAUGGACCGGGCUGAGAGAAGCCAAACGCCAUUGCCCAACAGAGCGCUCUCAGAAACAGAGAGGACACUCUCAGGCCAGCUGUACUUCGUGCUGGUCAUGCUGCUGAGGAACCGGGCAUUGGACAUAGCCUACAACGCUGGAGUGUCAGAGGGCAUUGAGGCCUACAGGAGACUCUACCAGCAGUAUCACCCCAAGGAGACGCUCAUUGCAGCUGCCGUCAACAAUGGCACGCAGGAGAUUUUGGUGGACACCGGGGCUGGAAGCGGCACAAAGGGGCACGUGGACUGUGAUUGGUCCAGACGCUCAGACGUGAUGGCAGCCAUCAGACCUGCCAAGAAAGCUGUUCCAGCGGAAGCGUUGGAGGAAGAGGCGCGAGAACCGGGUGCAGUUGGGGAAAUGGAAGUAGAGGACCCCCAACAAGUUGAACCCCCUCUCCCUGAACUUGGGGAACCGCCUGCUGAACCAUCUGAACCAGCAAGGCCAGUAAGAGCCAAGAAAAUCCCAGAUACGGUCACCAAAGCCGAGUAUGACAACCACAUGAUUACACACCUUCCUUUUAGAAAUUGGUGUGAGUUUUGUAUGGCUGGAAAAAUUCGUGAGGAUAGUCACCGUAGAAGAACUCCAGGAGACGACAAGGAAGUCCCCAGAGUUUCAAUGGACUAUUGCUUUUUGGGCAGAGUUCUUGACAACACCAAGUCUGAAGAGACAACGGUGGCUGAGUUGAAAGAGCCAACAGAAGAAGCAGAAGGAGUCAUGCCCGUUUUGGUAGUCACUGACGAAAGAACAGGCUGCGUUUUCAGCAGCGUUGUGCAAAAGGGAGUGAAUGAUCACGCCGUCAAUGUGGUAGUAGAAGCUUUGAAGUUUUGUGGUAGACAGAAAGCCAUCCUGCAAACAGAUGCCGAACACAGCAUCAAAGCACUUGCAGAGGCAUCAGCCGUGAAGUAUGGCAAAGAGGUGCAACACCAAACUGCGCCACAUGAAUCUCACGCGUCCAAUGGGGCCGCUGAAAGGGCGGUACUGGAGCUCUCGCGACAGGUGCGCACAAACGUGAACGCACUUGAAUCAAGGUACAAGGACUUCAAGCUGAAAGUUUCCAGUGUUUCAUACCCGUGGCUUGUACGCCAUUCAGCAUGGCAAUUGACCAGAUUCCUGGUGAAGGCAGAUGGGAAAACCCCAUAUGAACGACUCAAAGGUCGCGAAUACAAAGGUGAAGUUGUAGAGCCAUUUGAAACUGUGCACUACAAACUUGCGCAAGACGCCAAAGGCAAGCUGGACGCUCAGAGCGCCAUUGGCAUUUGGGUUGGAAAAUCCCUGCAAUCCGACGAACACUAUGUCGGAACAGCAGACGGCAUCCGUCGCUGCAGAAGUGCAUGGCGCAGGCCAGAAGGGCGACGAUGGGAGCUGAAAAGAUUCGAGGCUCUCAAGGGCGUUCCGUGGCAACCCAAAGGCGAGCCAACCUUGAUGCCAGGAGCCCCAGGCACACCAAGGAUUGCAGCGCCAGGAACACCAAGCGGACGCGCCCGAGGAGUGUACAUCACAGUGGAACGGCAGAUUCGCCAUGGAUCCACAGAAGGAUGCCCAGGCUGUCACAGCUCAGACGACAACCCAAAGCCACACAAUGCAACAUGCCGAGCAAGAUUCGAAAAGAUCAUCGCCGAAGAGCGAGCGAAGGCACAACAAGGCGAAGGAAGUGCCAGCACGCAAGUUGAAGACUUGGAAGCGCCAGUGACCGACAAUUCCUCGUCAUUGUAUCGCGACAAGCGAGAGGCAGCGGGAACCGCCGCGCCUCAGGGAGUUGCGGGAGACUCCGCACUCUCAAUCGCACCAAGGAUCGCGGGAAGACCCGCAUCCUCAGCUGAUCCUGCGGGAAGCACCGCGGCUUCAGCAAGUGCCAAAAGACCCACAGAGGGCACACAAGAAGCCCAAAAGAGGCUGAAGGCACCAGAUCCAAAGGGAAGCAAACGAAACCCUGAGGUCAGUGUCCAAGAGCUGCAAGACGCAGAAGACAUCUCAACAUUGCUGCUACAGCAAGACGAAAGCACGCAUGCAGAAGAGAAAGGCACUUUGCCUACACUCCAUGACGUGCCACUCGCAGCAAUUUUUGAGGAUUCCCUCCUCGUCGGAUACCCAGAGUGGGGAAAUGUGACAUCAGCUUUCGACGAAAGAUCAGGCGAAGCGCUGCCUCUUGAAAAGAUGAUCGAGCACAAUGUCAAAACUGACAUUACGUGGGAGGAGGCCAGACGACGUGGAUUGAAGAUAGUCCGUAGUCGCUGGGUCGACGGAUGGAAAACCAUCGACGGAGAUCCAAGAGGUGUGAGGAUGAUUUUGUCCUGUGCGGCAACCAAACGCAAAGGACAACAUCAGCACGACAAGCUGAUCGGACGUUACGACGUCAGUGUGGCAUUCUUCCAUGCCACAUCCACCGGCAAAAUCGCCGUGGUACCGCCGGAUGAUCUCAACGAUCAAAGACACCUAUGGUAUCUCAACAAGGCAAUGAAUGGAACUCGCGAAGCGAGUCGCCAAUGGUCCGAGUUUGUAGACGGAACUGUGACCAGGAAAGGCGGAUUCAGCAAUGUGCCAGUCACAAUGAGUUGUCAUGGGGACGACUUUCUGGCCGAAGGCCGAGCGGAAGAUCUCGACAAAUUGGAUGAGUUCAUGCUGCAACAUUUUGAAAUCAAAGUGUUGCCGCGAAUCGGCAAUCCUGAGCACGGAGGUCAGUGCCUGGAAGGAGACCAUCUGCGCAGAGCAAUCAGGUGGACAAAAGAAGGGUUCACUUGGGAAGCAGAUCGCAAAUACGUCAAGCUUUUGACAAAAGAGCUUGGGCUGGAAGGAGCAAAAGGAGUUGACACUCCGAGCUCAAAACUGACAGGUGCUGGCUGCAGAACCAGCGACAAGCCGCUAGACGCAGCGGAAGCCUCAAGAUUCAGACAUCUUGCAGGGACAGCUCUUUACUUGAGCUUGGGUAGACCUUCUAUCCAGUACGCGUUGUCAGAAAUCACUGCCGGAAUGGCAAAGCCGUGUGAAAUCCACAUGUUGCGACUCAAAAGACUUGGUCGCUACUUGUUGAAGUUUCCGACGGAGACUUGGCUUUUCGCCUUACAAGAAGAACCUGAAGAGUUCCAGGUUUACACAGAUUCUGAUUGGGCAUCAGAUGCAGUCACGCGCAGAUCAAUGUCCUGCCACAUGGAGCGAUUUGGUGAGCAUCUGCUAGACAGUGGAUGCGCCAAACAGUCAACAGUUGCACUUUCGUCGGGAGAAGCAGAGUACUACUCCUUGACAAGAGGAGCUGCAAUCGGACUGCUGACCAAGCACAUCUUACAAUGUGUAGGGUUCAAUCGAGUCAAACAGGUCAUGCUGACCGACUCGACAGCAGCGAAAGGCAUCGCCCAACGUUCGGGCACAGGAAAGGUCAAACACCUUAGCAUCCGUGAGUUAUGGUUGCAAGAGAAAGUCCGUGCAAGAGAACUAGCUGUGCGGAAAGAAAGCACAACAACGAACUGGGCUGAUUUGGGCACGAAGUCUCUAACAGGCCCAAGAAUCAGCGAACUGGUUCAAAUUAUGCCACUCUGCAGGAGAGGCAUUGUUGUAGCAUGCCUGCUGUGUAUGAUGAACUGCGCAGCAGCACAGCCAGAGGAUGAAGAGAAGGACUCAAGCAUCUUUAGCUUUGUGCUCUAUAUGUUUGUGGUUCACAUCCUUGCACUAUACGGGCUGUUUUCAGCCGUGAGAAGAAGGUUCAUGAGAGAAGAAGUCUGCGAGAAGAUGAUUCAAACAGAUGAGAUCAGGGCAGACAACAGAACUACGCAGACAUCCACUGCGCAGAGCACCGCAAGUUCUUCAACAUCCAUGCCAGUAUCAGGGCAUGGAGGGGAACAAAGACAGAAUCCAAAAGCAAAGCCAAAACCAAAAGCCGAAGCGAGAGAACCACAAGAUGACCUAGUGGCUAUACUUGGAGGCGGUGUACGGUAUCAUCGCAUGAGCUGCGGAAUGGUGAGAGCUUUCCGUGGUAAUGUACAGAACUGCCGCAGGUCACUAGCUGUUGAACGUGGCUACACGCCAUGUAAACAGUGUGGUGGUUGA